AUGUCUGUUGAUAAAGCAAUCCUUGAAAACUCCAGUUCAUCCUUUCUUGGGCAGUUUCGCUUGAUAAACACGCUACAGGAUCAAGUAACCCCUAACAACAGUCUUGCGUGUCCAAGAAAAGGACUUGUCCUAAGGUCCAUCACCAGAGCCUACUACAGGAACUCGGUUGGCGGACUCCUCCUCUUUGACAUUACAAACCGCAGAUCCUUCCAGCCCCCCCAGCCAUACCAGAUCGUCUUUGUUUUGGUAGGGCACAAGUGUGACCUUGACACACAGCGGCAAGUCACCAGGCACGAGGCUGAGAAACUGGCUGCUGCGUAUGGUAUGAAGUACAUUGAGACCUCAGCUCGGGAUGCCAUUAACGUGGAGAAGGCCUUCACUGAUCUGACUCGAGAUAUAUACGAGCUUGUUAAAAGGGGGGAAAUUUCAAUCCAGGAGGGAUGGGAAGGGGUAAAGAGCGGGUUUGUCCCAAACGUAGUGCACUCUUCAGAAGAAGUGGUGAAAUCAGAUAGGCGAUGCUUGUGCUGAGCUCUUCUAGUGAGGCAAGUGGUGAUGAACUCUACUAACCAAACGUACUUUACUAAGUGAACUCAGUGUGACAGAAGGGAGAGCAACACUCCCGUUGUGAACAGCCUCCCACGUUGUUUUGGACACCAGAACAGACCCCAGAAAGAAAUGUUCUGUUCCAAAUAACCUUUCAGAACUGGGGGCUACAAACCUAACGGAGAGUGAGUGAGGGUGCAUGUAGAUGUUGUAAGAAGACAGGAAGCAGAAACGAGGGGCUGCACGAGACAGGGGAGAGUAUACCGAGAGCUGAACGGGCUGGCACAAGCCAAGGU
Charadrius vociferus (killdeer) is the source of this 839-nucleotide messenger RNA. It is a transcript of the gene RAB39B, whose product is annotated as RAB39B, member RAS oncogene family. Gene Ontology annotation, molecular function: GTPase activity; GTP binding. Gene Ontology annotation, biological process: protein secretion; regulation of exocytosis. Lineage: Eukaryota; Metazoa; Chordata; Aves; Charadriiformes; Charadriidae. The record is from RefSeq and is a predicted model, not a curated record.